Molecule: messenger RNA, 3678 nt
Organism: Suillus clintonianus
Lineage: Eukaryota; Fungi; Basidiomycota; Agaricomycetes; Boletales; Suillaceae
Exons: 4
Coding region: 1-3678 (1225 amino acids)
Biological process (GO): small GTPase-mediated signal transduction
Molecular function (GO): small GTPase binding; GTPase activator activity
Source: RefSeq, a predicted model, not a curated record
AUGUCUGUGGCAUCACUUUCGUCCUCGUUGUCUUCAUCAGCUGCAUCUUCCACGCUGCUUCCUGCAGGGCCUUCCUCUAGCCAGUUCAAUAUCGUAACCUCCGAUCAGCUCCUCCCUACAUCUUGUUCCCCCACGUUCAAGAGUCGUUCAGGUGGUCCUGUUUCCAGCCCAAUACCUUGCUCGUUUUCCUCUGCACCUUCAAUGGGUCAGGUAAACAGCCGCCCGCAGGUUACUACCGUACUUUCACCACCGUCUUCACCAGCUCCUCCUUUGCCGAGCGCUAGUUCGUCAUCAGGAUUCAGCCUUGCCCGUGCCUUUGGUGGACGACGGAAAAAGUCUGAGACUCUUAAUAUCUCUUCUGGUUCAUCGCAACAUAGCGGCCACAGAGUGAAGGACUCCCAGGGUGGCGACGAUUUUUUCCCUGGGACCCCACAAAGCGCACCAUCCCGCCCGUACGGGGCCAAACAGCUGACUCUCUCCCUCGCUUCGCAUGUGUUUAGCAAGAAACACGCAGGCUCGGCCCCCGUUUCACCUGCGGUGAGCCUUGCGCCGCCACCGCCACCACCGAAGAUUGCUGCGCCACUUCCCGUGUCACGCCUCGCACCUGUGAACACAAACAUCGACAAGCGAGUGUCGGUAAUGACCACCACGAGUCCUAUUGCGCCAGCUUUGGAUUAUAUGCGCAGAACAGACGAAGCUUCAGAAUUUGCCGCAUCCAAGGAGAAUGAAAGAAGAGAUCUCGAGAAGUCGGAACUGAAGGAGAUCCGGAGAAAGAGUGAUUCUACGCUGAGCCAUCACACAAUCAAGCCCGGAUUUGGAACUAGAGGCCCUCGUCCAGUUUCAAUGGCAGAAUCACUGCAAUCGAAUCACACCAUCGUCCCGGUCAGCAAGCGCUUGAGCGCGUUCCACGAUAAUUACAUGCCUGAAGAAGAGGAUGGGGAGAGGAUUGCCGAGAAGGCAUACCACACUCCGUUGCGCUCUACAUCACCCUUCUGUCGUGGAUCCCCUGCGUCAUCCAUCAAAGUGAGCCGUGACAGGCGUUCGCAGUCUGUCAAUCUUGGCCCUCCCUUAUCAUUGAUGACGUCGGCUCCGGACUGCACUGCAGCGACCGUUUCCAUGAGUAUGGAGACCAUCCCCGCUGUUCCCAGAUCCAUAUCGGAGGAUAAAGGAAGAUCAGGGAUAGCUGUCGAAUUCUCAACACUGCCUUCUAGCACAAGAAGGCCAUCACCCGCACCAUCGCGCACCAAUGAUAGUUUCUUGGAUAGUCGGUCGUCUUCUCCUUCGCACCCAGAACGCAAUUUGCCAGACAUUCCUGCGCCGCAGCGACGCAUUCCACCAGCAUCACCAGGAACACCAUCCUUCCGACAGACAGCUAUUAGCAUAACUGGUCUUGCCCCAGCCGCUGGCCUUGCUAGGCGUGCCGUUGAGAAGAUGGGUCGUGUUUGGGGCAAGGCCUCCCCUAGUUCGAGCUACCCACCACCCCCAGGUUGGACACACAGUGGUCGUUCACCCCUCUCAAGGGCUUAUUCUGGCACCGAUGAGCCACCUAUCAAGACACACCGACACGCACCUCACGCAUCUUCUGGAAGUUGGAGUAUCAGUUCGGCUAGCUCAUCUUCGGAUCAUGAGGGAAUCUUGGCAUCAGCUAGCCCUAUUCUUGGAAAGCGUUUGCGGGGCCCGGUCCGCCUGAGUCCUAGGGGUGCCGGUGUUGCUGGUGGACUUGUUUUUGGACGCGACAUGAAGAUAUGCGUCAGGGACACGGCAAUUGAUUCGGUCCGCACCGCAUUGCGUGCCAAGGAGUUCGACAGCAGCGCCACACAUGAUGCAGACAGCACACUGAGCGGUGCUCCAAGUGUUCCUUCAGCUGCGUUAGAGAGUCGCCGAUUGCCUGCCUUAGUUGUCAGGUGUGCGCAGCAUAUCCUUACCUGGGGCGUACAGGAGCUUGGGUUGUUCCGCGUCAAUGGGAGGUCGUCUCAUGUCGCAAAGUUACGAUCAGAAUUUGAUACUGGUGCCGACUUUGAUAUUGCUCAAUGCAGUCCUGGUGAUCUGGACCCUCAUGCCGUGGCAUCCAUUUUCAAGGCCUACCUUCGCGAACUUCCUGAACCAAUUCUAACGAAUGCUCUAUCGUCUUCGUUUGAAGCGGCGAUGACUUCGGAGCGUCUCACACACAAUACGCUGGAACCUGCCCAAAGUCCACGGAGCAUCCACCCUGGAUUGCGCAAGCCUCCUUCGUUGUCUACUCUAGCGAUGCCAAAUUUCUCCGGAUUACAUCCACCUUCAGAGCCACUCCGGAAAGCACUCUCCUCGCUGAUCGCCCGCCUGCCACAGGAAAACCGUGAUCUUCUCCUCACGGUCACCGAGCUUAUCAACGCGACAUCCCAACGCAGUCAAGACACGAAAAUGCCCUUGAACAACCUGCUGCUUGUUUUGUGUCCAAGCUUGAUCAUGAACCCGUCCCUGUUGCAGGCGUUGUGUGAAAGCAAAGGUAUCUGGGAUGGAGUUCAGCACCCUGUUGCGCCUGUCCGCCCUUCGCGGGAGAGCGUCCCGUCCCUUCACGACGUACUGGAAGAAGAGCAGCUCGACAAGCAAGAUGAUAGGAUAAACUUAACGCACAACGAUGCCCAAUCCUGUCGGGCACUUCCAGAGGUUCCUGCCGAUGACGUGGUUGAACCACUCACUGCACCAGCGAAUACGCCUGUUGAUCUUAGCUCGUCGGAGUCCUCGAUAUCUACAAGGCCGAGUCUGGACACUGCGGGGUCGACAUCUGACGCAUCAUCAUUUGCUCACACAGAUGAUAGUUCUUCGGUGUCCCAGUCCUCGCAGUGCGAGCAUCCCAUAACGCCGCCUUCAGUCAACGUCAAGCUACCAAACCCUUACUCCCUGCCGUCGCUCUCAUCCUCAAUGGACUCUCUGUCCAGCCCUUCUACAUCGUCGAACUCUCCCAUGCGGUCUGCCAAGCGUCUUCCAUUCUUGGAUGAGGUCACUAAACCUCAACCCUCUACCUCGCCCCACACCCUUGUCAUCGCUGAUCCAACACCUCUCUCGCUACCCACGUCUCGGCCUGAUCAGCCGCAAUUCCAAUUUCCAUCCACUAGUGGAGACUUUGCACAGCUGCACACGGUUAUGCAUCGCAAAUCAACACCCUCUAUGUCAUUCCCUGCUGUUCAACAGGCAGAUGUUGCCCGCUCCAACUCAUUUGCUUCCCGCGCAAAACGAAUGAAAAAACCAUCUCUUCAUUUACUUUUUUCUAAACGCUCUGCUUCAUCCAUGUCUUCACCCGUUAAUUUCGCCCCGGCGUAUUCACGGAAUUCGUCAACUUCGGAAUCUCCGGUAUCCAUGAUGACAGCUCAGUCUACGAGCAGAUUUAGCUUCCCUCCCGUGCUGAACACAAAAAUCGACUCAUCUUCCAUCUCACUUGCGCUAGGCAUUGAGGAGGAAGAGCAAUCGGACAUUUCCACUUCUGUUGGGCAUGGGACUGCCAAGAAUGUGCCUGUUGAGCCUCGUGAGUCGGUGGCCCUGCAGACGCCAGUAUUACCUGGUGGACUUCCAAGAUCUCCGGCCACGAUGUCCGCGCGAACACCUUAUCGUCAUCUCGAUGUCUCUUUUCCAGAUGACGAUGACUUUAGCGAGGAUGAUUGGACGCAAAGCGUGUUGUUGGCAGGGGAUGCAGUUUGGUGA